Juglans microcarpa x Juglans regia is the source of this 1092-nucleotide messenger RNA. RefSeq lists its product as uncharacterized. Lineage: Eukaryota; Viridiplantae; Streptophyta; Magnoliopsida; Fagales; Juglandaceae. The record is from RefSeq and is a predicted model, not a curated record. Gene Ontology annotation, molecular function: polysaccharide binding. The transcript has a single exon. The coding region runs from base 22 to 840 and encodes 272 amino acids.
UCUCUUUGUUUUUCCCUCUCAAUGGCAAGAAGAAUGUCCCUCGCAGCAGGAGGACUACUGGCCACCAUUGUUCUAGUCCUAUUCCAUCAAAGCUGCGGUGCAGGGGAUAGUCAUCACUGUACUCCUUCUUCCUGUGGUAAUAUCCACAACAUAAGCUAUCCAUUUCGAUUAACAGGCGAUCCAGCAAACUGCGGCCAUCAAAAUUAUAGCCUUUCAUGCGAGAACAACCAAACUGUGUUAAACUUGUUUGCUGGAAGAUUUUACGUGCGGGAAAUCAAUUACAGUUCGUAUACAAUUCGAGUCGUAGACUCGGGUAUUCAAGAUGGUAAUCUCUCCUUCAUCCCUCGCUAUUUUCUGAACCGUGCUAAUUUCAGCUUAGGGGAUCCUUAUAUCACAAGUCAUCCAUUUAAUGUAUAUGGCCAAUGUAAAGGUGAGUGGUUCGGGGCACCAACGGACCUCAUUGGACCAUGGCCAGAGGGUGUGGUUUUCCUGAACUGCGAAAAGCCACUGAAAUCUGGGUCUUUUUUUAACAUUUCUACUUGCUCUAAGAAUUCUUCUUUAUCCCAGUCCAAGAGAUACAGAUACGUUAAGUUUGGCUCCCCGACGACAACGGAUGUGGAGGACUUGUGUCAAAUAGAGCAAAUGACUCUGACAUUGUCGAAAGAACAGCACCCAAUUAGAACCUUGACUGGCUGUACAAAUGUUUACAAUGAACUGGCCUACGGAUUUGAGCUUUCAUGGUUCCGCGCAACUUGUGAUAACCUCACAGAACAUGGCGAUUGCCACAUUGCGAAUUAUCCCGUUAACUGCCCCUUAGUUCAAGACCUGGUAAGAUUCUAAGAACGUCAUAAAAAAAGGCACAAAGUUUCUCACUUCCUAAUUUUCCUCCCCUUGGCUUCUUAGUUACUAAUUCAGUAUCUUACUUUUGCACAUUUCUAUGUCUGAUUUUGAUCAACAACAUCAAUAUAUUCAAAAGCAGAAUAAACUUCUUGGUGGAUCCCACUACACUGUUUAUGUAAAUAAAAGGAUAUUCUGGAGUGUAUACCCAUUGCAGUUUAGGAUUAUACUGGCUAGAAUUUGAACUCUAAGGUU